Messenger RNA from Teleopsis dalmanni, 666 nucleotides. RefSeq names its product protein Vhl-like. NCBI's taxonomy places the organism in Eukaryota, Metazoa, Arthropoda, Insecta, Diptera, Diopsidae. The coding region runs from base 112 to 603 and encodes 163 amino acids. The record is from RefSeq and is a predicted model, not a curated record. The transcript has a single exon.
CAAAUCACAAGUCAGUGAAAUCGCUGCAGUAAGUGUUGUUGAAUUAGGUGUUAAUUAUUGUCAUUGACUGUUUGAUAACAAUUUAAACAAAUUUUAAAUGUAACAUUAAUAAUGGAAGAAGGUCGCUACCGUUUACGUUCCGGUCCUUCUCAUAUUAAAUGUUAUGUUCUGUUCGUAAAUGUCACUACUAGAAAUGUAGAUAUUCUGUGGAUUGAUCCGGGAGGAAUUGAAAAAUUGUUUGCAUCUAUUAACCCUGGUAAAAAGGUUAAAGUGGAUACAUUUCAAACACAUCCUUGGGUAUUUAGAGAUAAGGAUACAGGAGAGUAUAUGCAAGUGGAUCAUAAAGAUGUGUUUUGGCCAACGCCAUGUGUUAAAUUAUUGCCAAACUUUCCACAAGGUGCUUUAAAUUGUCGGAGGGCAGUUAACAUUCAUUCUCCAGUCCGCAGUUUGCGAGAAAUAUGUUUAUGGAAUAUAUUAAAAAAUAUAUCGUCUGACAUACUUACAUUAAACAACGACAGCAUUUGCGCUCUUGGCUUACCAGUAACACUUACUAAUGAGCUGCUAGCAAAAGCGCGAUCUAUUAGUUUGUAUAAGAAACUGUAAUUAUUAAAACAAAGACUGUAAACAUUUAAUGUUAGAAUCAAUAUUUUAUGAAUUUAAUGUUAC